AUGUUCGGCCGGCGCAAAAGCCUCACAAAAGCCUCACGCAUACGAGCACGCAAACGAUCAGCCAAAAUCCGACCUUCUUUCCUACUGAAACACUACAUCCUAUUCAACUCUCUUACUCGUUAUACCCACCCUUGCCCUCCUCGCUCAACUUCCUCCAAACGCACCCCUUGCUCCUACACCGCACAAUCUUGCCGCGCCAAAGCUUCAAGACUACAAGAACGAUACCCAAUCGGCGACAUAUGGUCCUACUCUUGGCCUAAACCAUUCCCACAACUUCCAGCAACAGCACAAGAACCACAUCGAGUAGUAGAGGAGCUAGUAGCUCAGAUCGUCAAAGACACUUUCGAUGCAGAGUAUACCAAGUUUCGCUCCCCAAAAUGGGCGAGUGAACAUAGAAUCACAAAGGAGCAUCUGGAGAAGAUCCUAGUCGAUCAGAAGGAGGUAGAGGAGAGUGCCAAGGCUGCGAAAAUGCUCGUCAAUACUGCGUUGAACAGGUUUUUCGUGGGUCUCAAGAAGGGUGCGAUUGGCAAGUCUACUAGAUCGCACAAGGCGAUGCAGCAGGACUCGAUGGCACCAUCGAGUCUUCAAGCGCAACCUCUUGCUGCCCCAACAGCGGAAACCACUGCGAUGGAGGAUGCGGGGACGCUUGAAGAUCUAGAUGCAGAGCUGCAAGGCGAGCUUUGGGAGGAUGGAGAAAGAUAUACGCUAGAAUGCAAACGCUUGCUGGACUAUAUGCAGUCAACGGCAGGAAGCUCAAAGACUGCGCAGUGGAGGAACUGGCACUUGCUGGAUGCGGUGAAGAAGACAAGAGAGCGUUGUGAGGAGUUGUUCGGUCAUGAAGAUCGCUGA
Molecule: messenger RNA, 849 nt
Organism: Ustilago hordei
Lineage: Eukaryota; Fungi; Basidiomycota; Ustilaginomycetes; Ustilaginales; Ustilaginaceae
Exons: 1
Coding region: 1-849 (282 amino acids)
Source: RefSeq, a predicted model, not a curated record